Dipodomys spectabilis (banner-tailed kangaroo rat) is the source of this 749-nucleotide messenger RNA. It is a transcript of the gene Tspan16, whose product is annotated as tetraspanin 16. The transcript has 7 exons. NCBI's taxonomy places the organism in Eukaryota, Metazoa, Chordata, Mammalia, Rodentia, Heteromyidae. The record is from RefSeq and is a predicted model, not a curated record. Gene Ontology annotation, cellular component: membrane. The coding region runs from base 1 to 735 and encodes 244 amino acids.
AUGACGGAAACCCACACGCCCUACUCCUCGCUGAAGAAACUAAUAUCUUGCUUCAACGGUGUGGUGGCUGCGUCAGGUGUCACCCUCAUUGCCCUGGGCCUGGGUGUGAAGUAUGGCCGGGCGUCCAUGACCACAGUCCUGGGGCUGUCCUGUGCAUACCUGCUCCACUUUGGUUACCUCUUCCUGGUCCUGGGGUGCGUGAUCAUCCCGCUCGCCCUGGCCGGCUGGUACGGAGCCACGAAAGAAAGCCGAGGCACUCUCUUGUUUUGUUUCUUGUUCAUGGUGACCAUCCUCAUCGUGGAGAUCACAGCUACCUCCGUGAUCCUGGCCUUCUUCCCAAUUGUUCGAGAUGUGGCCUUGGAGCACAACUUUGCCACCUUGAGGAAGAAUUACAAAGGUUACAACGAGCCAGAUGACUUCUCAGCACAGUGGAACUUGGUCAUGGAGAAGCUAAAGUGCUGUGGGGUGAAUAACUACACCGAUUUCUCUGGCUCUUCCUUUCAAAUGACAACCGGCCACACUUACCCCAGGGGCUGCUGUAAAUCCAUAGGCACUCCAACUUGUGAUGGGCAAAAUGUAUCCACGGAAGUCAUCCACCACGAGGGAUGCUUCUCCAAACUCCUCAAAAUAACCAGGACUCACAGCCUAACCCUGAGUGGGGUCUCCCUGGGGGCAGCCAUGAUCCAGCUGCCAGGAAUUCUUGCCACUUUGCUGCUGUUCAUCAAGCUGGGCUGACAGUGAGGCCUGGA